AUGGCGCCACGGAAGUCGAAAGCAAAGAAUGAACAACCUGCCUCUUCAGUUGCUGCCGCCAAGAAGGCGCCGGUGUCGGUCGUUUUCCCAGAAAUAGCAGAGAAAGAAAGAUUGGAAUGCCGAGCGGUGUUGGAGGACCAGAUUCUCGUUGUCGAUGACUUCUUGUCUCCGGUGGAAUGCAAGGAAUAUGUGAAAUUCAUAGAUUCCCUUCCACUGGAACUCACACCGCCCAAGAAACGAGGCGAGGCUGAGCGAGUGAACCACCGAUUCUCUGUCACAUCGCUUGACUUUGCACAGAAACUGCACAAACGGUUAACGCCACAUUUACCCUCGUUACCGUACCCCACCUCGAUGCCCAAACGGAAAACGACAGUGCAGGAGGAUGCACCGAGACUUCCGCAUUCGUUCAACUCGAAUAUUAGGGUGUACAAGUAUACUGCUGGACAGUACUUUGGCCCGCACUAUGAUGAUUCAGUAAAAGAUCCCUUGACUGGCGCUACCUCGGAGUGGACCUUGCUCGUCUAUCUUACUGGCGAAGAAGACGGAGUGGAAGGAGGGGAGACACUGUUUUACAAAGAGCAGAAAGGCAAGCCUCGGGAGACGAUUACACCGCCUUUGAAACGCGGGUCUGCUCUGUUGCAUCGGUGA
Messenger RNA from Coprinopsis cinerea okayama7#130, 648 nucleotides. RefSeq lists its product as hypothetical. Gene Ontology annotation, molecular function: procollagen-proline 4-dioxygenase activity; iron ion binding; L-ascorbic acid binding. Gene Ontology annotation, cellular component: endoplasmic reticulum. Bases 1 to 648 code for a protein of 215 amino acids. NCBI's taxonomy places the organism in Eukaryota, Fungi, Basidiomycota, Agaricomycetes, Agaricales, Psathyrellaceae. The transcript has 5 exons. Gene Ontology annotation, biological process: peptidyl-proline hydroxylation to 4-hydroxy-L-proline. The record is from RefSeq and is a predicted model, not a curated record.